AUGUCCCCUAUACUUCAUCCUCCAGUCGAUCCGGCUACUCCAGAUUCCACCAUCGAACGCCAACGUCUGACGACUUCAACUGCUAAUGUCUGUCGACUUCCAUUAUCGUCGCAGGUAGUAGCGUCGUCGAUCAGAGCAGCUUCGCCGAUCACAAUCGCUCUGUCGACCACAACAGAGUCGCAGACCAUCGACAUCCUCAGCCACCCCUCCCCCCCACUCAGCCACACAGCCGUCUUCCAUUCCUUCGCCACCGCCUUCUUCCUGCAACUCCGGCUUGAUUCGAUUUUCUUUACCGGUAAUCUUAGUUGGCCUUUUGGAAUUCGUAAAAACUAUUUUCACCACUGA
Molecule: messenger RNA, 345 nt
Organism: Lactuca virosa
Lineage: Eukaryota; Viridiplantae; Streptophyta; Magnoliopsida; Asterales; Asteraceae
Source: the annotation of a GenBank genome assembly